GGAGACAUGGACGGGCGGAUGGUCGGACGGUCGGUGGAGGAUGAAGGUUGGAAGUCGAUAUGUAUGGACGUAGUGUAUAGCGAUGCGAUGCGAUGAAGAUGCGUGAGGGAGACAAAAGCUCUCAGGGCGACAGAGAACCGCAGACGUCAAACCUUGUACCCCAGCCUCUCUUGAGUGCUAGCUGCGUGAAAGAAGCAAACAAAAGCAGCCUCAAAAAACCGAACCUCGAUAGAGGAUUUGUAGGGAGAGAAAUAGAGACAGAGAGAGGAGGAAAAGAGGCUUCACAGUCGUCGCAUGGCGCAGAUCUCGGGUUGUAUCUGGCCUUGCUCUGCCUGUCCACCCACCUUUUAUGUCUUUACAGCCCUUUCAUCCCGGACACUUUUUACUACUACGCCUGCCCAGCCAGCUUGGCCAAAUCCUCCGGUCAAGGUCAAGAGGGCGCCGCGUGACAAGCAGGUGUGUGUGUAUGUCAUGAGCGUUGAAAGCUGAGCGAGCGAGGAUGCAGGCGGCGGCACGUACUGCGGAAGACGCGGAUCCAUGGACAAACCACAUGGACGACGACCACAUGGAUGAUACGUAGCUCUCAGGCCUUUUGCGACCUGACCGCUAUGCACUCGGGCAUCGACGGC
Molecule: messenger RNA, 629 nt
Organism: Pseudovirgaria hyperparasitica
Lineage: Eukaryota; Fungi; Ascomycota; Dothideomycetes; Acrospermales; Acrospermaceae
Exons: 1
Coding region: 93-449 (118 amino acids)
Source: RefSeq, a predicted model, not a curated record